CGACCAGCACUGAGGCACGGCUGGUGGCAGGCAACGAAUACACCCUGUUCUGGUGCGGUGUCACUGGCACCAUGCUCUCAUGGACUGCUUUCCAUCUGACAGCCAAGGCUUUUCAGCCAGAGUACACCGGAUCUACUGCCAGAAACCUCAAGAUGGGCAAGUUUGUGCUUGGUGUGCACACUCGUGUUACCCUCUGGUCAAUCAAUCAAGCCGACCAUCAGCUUCCGGUCUGGGCUUUAUUUACCUUCUUCCUUCCGGUACUGGCAUCGGCGAUCGUGCUGCCUGUCGUAUACAAGGAAUACAUGGCGAAAAACUCGAUAGUGGAAGAGCUUGUCGACAAUUUGGUAUUGCCGCGCGAAAAGAUCUUGGACGAUGCACCAAUCUCAUCGUAUAUGACGUUGAAGACAGGACGACCGGCAGCAGUCAUUGAGAGCGGAUCAACUAAAUUCAGCAUGUAUACCGGAGAGUCGUUUCCAUUGUCUCAGCAGUAUAUUCGUAGCCCACUGAGUAUUGCGUGGAAUUCACCGCAAACGCUGCCUUCCCAGGUGUCAUCUGAUGAAGAUAGUCCCCGACUGUUGGCUCGCAUCGGCCGUGCACUGCUUUCUGUUAUCGAGUGUAGCAUCUUGGCGUCUGUCCUGUCGAUGACUUCGAUGGUCUUGAGCAUCCUUCUGCUGACUUCAGUCUCGCGCCAGCAUCAGUAUUCAACACAUACUCCACUCAUAUACGGCAAGGCUGCCUCAGAGCUGGUCUCAAUGAGCAGUUACGCAGAUCAUUCGCCAAGAAUUGCUGUGUUUUGUUCCGGUCAGCGGCAGCCGCGCACAAAGGGUGGUGUUUUUGCACCCCAGCACGCAACAAUACUCAUUGAACACCCUAUUGGGUAUCCGUCACUGGUCGCUCGUUCGCUGCAGUUGUACUUUGUCGAGCAUGGGCGCCGUGUCUGUAUUUAUGACCGUCCGGGAUACAUGGCCUCGCCGCUCGGAUUUGCACCAGUGGCUCCGGAAGCAGUACAUAAAGCACUCAGCCAGGAACUUUACGCCAUAGGUGAAUCUGGUCCGUUCUAUGUCAUUGGUGUUGACUCGGGGUCGGAGUUUGCGAUGCUAUUCCCGCACGACGAUUAUGUCUCGACUAUUGGGAUGGCGCUGGUCAGGCCAACACAGCUGGCUGUUGCAGGGCUUCUUUCAAAUGGAACUCUGGCCAAACUCAUGAUCAAACACGAAGUGCUUGCCACCGAUCGGCAGCGCUCGCUUGAGACCUUGGACAAUCUCCGGCUACUUUCUGCUAUUGGCUUUCUGUCGUCUGGCAUACCCGCUGAGGCUACGAUCCAUGAAUCUGACCGUGCACUGGCAGAAUGGGCCUUUGCGAACCCGAACAUGGCACAGAUUCAGUACUUUGAACAGGUGAAGGUCGGGAUGCUGGCAGAUACAAUUGAGGAAGAGAUACAGCUCAGCAGCAACACAAAGAGUAUUCCAGUGGCAGUAUUCGGCUUGGCACAAGAUGCAGCAAAACGGAGCUUGUUCUCUAAGCUCUUGUCGAGCGCAUUCGAGAUCGAGUUGAGCGAAUCCAAUUCCGACAAACCGCUGACGCUGGGCACCAUUGGCGAGCAAGUAUCAUGGCACAUUCAGAGAAUACACUAAGAGUGCCGUGUUCUUCACCAGCCCAAGCCCAAUUGUGCAUUGCUUCAAACUUGUUCCAAUCAUAUGCACCCG
Messenger RNA from Linderina pennispora, 1706 nucleotides. RefSeq lists its product as uncharacterized. Bases 72 to 1634 code for a protein of 520 amino acids. Lineage: Eukaryota; Fungi; Kickxellomycota; Kickxellomycetes; Kickxellales; Kickxellaceae. The record is from RefSeq and is a predicted model, not a curated record. The transcript has 5 exons.